Molecule: messenger RNA, 3488 nt
Organism: Hyalella azteca
Lineage: Eukaryota; Metazoa; Arthropoda; Malacostraca; Amphipoda; Hyalellidae
Exons: 2
Coding region: 763-1731 (322 amino acids)
Source: RefSeq, a predicted model, not a curated record
CCAUCAUUUCCGAUAUUAUUUUCUGUUAGAAUAAAUAUUGAUGAUUACCCGAAUGAGCCUUAUUUCAACAGCACGAACUAUUUGACAAUUUACUUUAAAUCUCAAUGUGAUAUCUGAUCCUGAUAGUAGCUGAAAUUCGUUUACCAUCCGUUUACGGACUCGUUAACCUUCGUAAAUAAUAUCUGAAUAAAGGGUAAACCAUCGGCCGACCCUCGUCAAUGCUUUUCGUAUUUGAGGGCCUGACUCUUGUUGCCCUUAAAUAGACGGAGGGUUAGGAUUUAAGUUUGGAUUUAAUAUUAAUUCUGAGAUUCGUUUUCAUUUCAUGUUUCAACUAAAUACAUUUUCGUAUAUCAUCCAAACUCUUAAUUCCGUGUUUCAAGUAUACGUUUAUUUUUCUGCUUGCUCAAAAUUUUCAAAUAGAAACAAUUUCGAAGAUAGUAUUUUUAUUUUUGUAUGAUCCGUUUGCAAUUUCAUAAUUAUUGGCUCUGCUUGUCUUAUGCUGCAGGUAACGGCAAUAUUUGCUUCCUGUUUCCAAGUCAGACUCUGUACAGGCGAAUCUAAAAUAAUAAUUGUUCUUCCAGGUAAACGGCCUCUCGUACUCCUGCAUUUAUUCAACAACCUACGCGUUGAAAAGUUCAACCAAAGCGACACAGCUCAACGAUUCGAAAACGUAUCAUAAAGUCAUAUUGGAACGAGAUCAACUAGUUUUCAUCGCUCAACCAAUCUUUCUUUCAACGCAGAAGGAACAUUUUAACGGUCGUAAUGGUGGCCGAAUUUCGUCUAGCGAAACCCAACACAUUCUUUGUGAAUAUUAAUCCAUCGAAUAGCCACUUGAAGUCUGACGACAAUCGAUCAUCCGAAGAAGAUUCCAGCCCUUUGUUGAAAGUGGUCCGUGGAAACAUCAUUCGAAGAGGCGACAGCAAUCUGCUCAGUACUCUGCUUGAGGCUGCUCCCGAACUACGCUCGACCAUCAUGGGUACUCAAAAUCCCGAGGACUUCGAAAACUCUCCUUACUCCGGUCACUCAAUGAAUUUUAGCAUCAGCAGAUCUUCCGUAGAUAACACCCAUAAUCAGCUUGGCCCGGGCUCGUCACAUGCAGCUGGUCAGUAUAGCGCUGAUUCCAGUCGUCAAGACGGAGGCUAUUCUCAUACCAGCGCUGUUAGUGGCAGCCCGGGAUCCCUAAAUGACAAUCUUCAAUCAAAUGCGUCAACUCCAACAACCGGUCCUCAUAUCCGACUUGCAGAUUUUUCGCGAGCUUCUUCGUUCGGCAUGAGUAAUCAGGAUUCGCAACCUCAGUUUUAUGCCCCGAACUCUGUAACGUCAACGGCAGCUUCCUACGGGAAUCACGGGGUUGGACAAGUGCCGACUAUCACUGUUAUAAGAUCAACUGAAACUAUAGAAUUUACUCCUAAUUUGAACCAUUCGCAGUUGCAAAAUGCUGGUGUGGCUGCACACGGUAGCAGUCCGUAUGGUCAGAGUGCUGGUUUUGUCGGUGAUUCGCAGAGAAGGACUAACCGGUCGGUUCGCCCUAAACAUCAUUUAAAUCAAAACGGCUUGUGUGCAAAUUCGCCUUGUGAUCACGGCGAUCUCUUGAGAGACAGAGAGUCUCUUAUUCGAGAAAAUGAAACGUUAAAACGGAAGUUGAAGCUGCUUGCUACUACUAUUAAUGACGAAGAAAAACUAAAUAAAUUGUUACGCUGUUUGAGGGGAAGCAGAGCACCCACUUCGUAACUUGUACUUUUUGGCAAAUUGGUUUUUCGCCAAUGAUAAUUCGGGCGUUCAAUUCAGAUAAAGAUCUAAAUUGGCUUUUCACUGAAAUAUCAUUAUUGGAAUAAUGUCAGAUGCUGUUUUUUUUCGUAGAUCGUUAUGAACAGCUUGCAGUGAAAAGAGUGCCGUUGAUUUAUAGACUGCGUCAAGUAAAGUUAUUUCAAAUGGUUCUGAACUCAGGUAUUGUAAUUUGGUGUAGAAUAUAAUGAACAUAAAUUCACUGCGUGCGAUUUUCUAUUUUCAAACCCUUGUCACACACAUUCUUAAAAAUGCUCAUGAGGUUAAAUUCUAGUCUAACGAUGCAAAUUUUGUAUAUCUCUUGCUAUUAAUCAUGAGUAGCUCAGCAAGACGGUAUAUUAGUUCAUGUACCACUUCCAUUGAUGCAAACAACUGGUAUAAAUUAUUAUUAGCUUCAAUAGAGGUCCUUUUUUUAUGCUCAUUUUAUCAAUCUUUCCUUUUUCCUAACGAAUUUAGCGAUGCCACCGAGUUGCUUAUAGUUUAACACACUCCUUUUCCUCGAGUUUUUCCUCAUUGCACUUGCCUAUCAUGAUAGUAUCCAAACUUUUGUUUGAGAACAUUUGUAUGCUUUGUGGUGUAUAAAAAUAUAUUAUAUAGAACUAAAAUAAAACUUGAAUGGAGGACUGAUGUAUCGAACUUAGCAUCAUACAUAAAAUGAAGUGUUCAAAUCAAUCGAGUUAACUUGGUUUUGGCUUUGAACAUUGUUGACUCAACUCGUGUUGUUGAUCGUAAUUUAAGGCGAUUGAGUCCCGUCUUGUUCGAUCACGCGAUGUUAAAGGAACUUGGUGCACAACGAGGCGAAUUUGGGCUCGGCUCCCAAUUGUGAUCGAUAUUUGGUAUCUUGGGAGCUGCAGAGUUUUAUGACUGUAUUCAGUUACUGUAACUGUAUUCUUACAAUUAAUAUAUUAUUUGGUUAAUAGGAACAUCAGUACGAGUAGUUUAGCGGUAUUUAUUAAUAUCUUUUUCAUUUACUAACCAAAAAUUACAUGAUAGUAAAAUGAUUUAUUUCCUAGCUGUUCAUUUUGUGUUGAUUCCCCCAUGUGUAACGAUGUACGACCAUUUCAUUUCCCCUAUAUAAUUACUUAAGGUCUAAGUAUGAGGGACACCGCAACUGAACUUUAUGAUAUGUACCAUCUUAUCGUGGUUGUAAUGUCAAUACUGAUAAUGAAUAUGAAAGUUGAUAAUAUUAUGUCAGUUAAUCCAAUUGUAUUGAUUUUCAAGCAAGUUUCACUUCAAGUAUAUGACUUGGGUUUUGCGCUGUUUGUAUCACUCAGAGUGAUAUGACGCGUAUUUCUAUCUUCUUCUGAUAUCCAGAAGCCGAUUUCAGCUCCAUUUGUUACUUUGAUUUUGUUUUACGGAUCGUAAAUUUCGCUGGCAGUGCAAAAGUGAAUCAUGUGCCAAUCAAAUAUUGAUGUUGGGAUUAUAGUUCUUCACGGAUAUGUACAUUUGUGUGUGUGGCUUUAGUGUGCUGUGAUGUUAUAUUGGGGACGAAUAUGUGAUUUUUCAGUGGAAGGAUUUCGGGGUUGAUGCCGCUUAUGUAUUACAUCGAUAAGUUAGGCGACGCGACCCACGAUAUAAUUGUCAGUUGCGCUCGCAGAUGAUUUGUGUUACAUUAGUUACGAAUUAAUUUAUAUUUUUUAGUUAUUGGGUGUAUUGGCGUUUUACUUUUUUAUAGUGUAAUUAAAUAUGACUUCAAUACUAAC